Messenger RNA from Pseudopipra pipra, 12210 nucleotides. It is a transcript of the gene MALRD1, whose product is annotated as MAM and LDL receptor class A domain containing 1. The record is from RefSeq and is a predicted model, not a curated record. The transcript is spliced from 41 exons. Gene Ontology annotation, molecular function: protein binding. NCBI's taxonomy places the organism in Eukaryota, Metazoa, Chordata, Aves, Passeriformes, Pipridae. Gene Ontology annotation, cellular component: membrane. Bases 174 to 6743 code for a protein of 2189 amino acids.
UGCUUAAGCAGAAAUCAUAUUUCCCUUAAGCUGCAGAUUCAGAAAGUGAGGUACUAAAAACAUCAUUCAGAGAGAUAUGUGUAAAUACAACUUGGUCAAAGACACUUCAUGACCAAUAUUAGACAGUUAAAGUAAUUAUUUUCCAAGUGAAAGCUUGGGUAGUAAUAUAGCCCAUGAAUAGACUCACAUACUUCUGUGUGUUAUAUUACUUUGCUCUGGUAAAUACUCAGUCAUCCAUAGGAAAUGGGUGCCAACGUGGUGAUGGCUCCUCUGCUCUACCUGGAGAAAUGUGCAUUUCCACCAACCAGUAUGGAGACAGUAGUGAGGAGAAACAAGGUUUCCCCUGUGACAAGUGUGAUUUUGAAACCAAUCUAUGCAGAGCUCUUCAUGAAUUUAAUUUACAGACUGGAUGGAUAAGAAGAAAUGGUCAAUCUGGCAUAGGACCACCAUACUCUGACCACAGUGGGAAUGAGAGCACUUAUUUCCUCUCAUUUUCCCCUGGAAUGCAGUCCUCUUCUGCAACUUUAAGGACAAAUGUUUUCCUUCCAACUGAUGAAGAACGUGUCUGCCAGAUUACAUUUCAUUACUGGGUCAGUCAAAUGAGUGGAACAUUGAUGGUGGGACUUCAAAAGCACUCUGAAGAUACUGUUACAAGUAUCUGGCAAGUUUCAAGAGAACUGCAAAGUCAGUGGAAAGUAAAUACCAUAACAAUCAAUAGCACCAAGAAGUUUGAGGUUAUCUUUUGGGGGAUGGUGGAGACCCAGAGACAAGAUGAAACUGUUGCCAUUGAUGAUAUUACUUUCAGUGAAGGAUGUUCCUUGGCAUAUGCACCACAGAUUUCCAGUUUUGAGCUUGACAUAUGUGAGUGGCAUUCUGACCAGCUGGCUGAGCCUUCUCAGUGGGCACGGCUGCAAGCUGAGCACAAGAUUGCCUCCUGUUCCCUCCUGAAGGAUUGGAGCAACAAUACUGAAGGCCAUUUUGAAUGGUUAGAAGCUAAUGACAAUGCAUUAUAUGAAAGUGCUUACCUAAACAACUCCAUGUGUCAUUGCUCCAGCAAGAAUUGCCAUUUUCAGUUUCAUUACUCCAUGGCAGAUAGCAGCGUUCUCAAGGCAGUACUGUUUAUUAAUCAGGAGGAAUAUGUCUUAUGGGAAACCAACAUCGCGAGUAAGAAGGAAUGGGUCAAAGUAAAUAUACAGCUACCAAGAGGACUAGAAAAAUUAAAGGUUAUGUUUAAAGGAACACUCCAGAGCAGGGCAGGUUUCAUUUGUCUGAAUAACAUCCGGCUCUUGGACAUUGCACCAUCAGAGCCACCAGGUUUCUGCUCCUUAGAAGAAUUCACCUGCAGGGAUGGGCAGUCCACAGCACUUGGAUCAGCCUGUGACUCCCACCCAGAUUGUUCUGAUGGCAGCAAUGAGGACCCAGCAGCCUGCUCUAAUUACACCUUUUGUGAUUUUGAGACUGACCUUUGUGGAUGGAGGCCACUGAGCAGAGGUGAUGCUGACUGGAACAUAAUGAAAGAACACACUUCCCUUGACAGGAAACUCCCUGGCAGUGGUCAUACAACUAAUACGAGGCAUGGAGCAUUCAUUUACUUCAGUGGAUCACAUCAGACGAACACAAAGGUGGCCAUGUCUCAUCUGGAGAGCCCUUUUCUUGUCAAGCCAUCCCCUGGGCUCUCCUGCUGUCAGGUAAGAUUUUGGUACAGGCUAUCUCAGGGGUCCCAGCUUUCUGUCUUUAAGAGAACUGUGUUGGAUGGAAGUUUGGAAAAAUUAUGUGACAUUUCAGGAUCGCCUGAGAUGAAGUGGACAAAAGGGAAUAUACUUGUAGAGAGUGCAGCUGAGGAAUUACCCUUUCAGAUUAUUUUAAGAGGUACUAUUCUAACAACAAAUGCUACUGUUGCUAUUGAUGACAUCAGUAUAACAGAAGAAUGUGUAUUUGUGAAUAGAUCACUUCCAGAUGUCGGCCAGGAAAGUGAAGGGAAAACAGAAUUUGCAGAUGCUAAUGCUUCAUCUUUUUACUGUCCACCGGGAUUUUUUUCGUGUGGGGAUGGACAAUGUAUUUCAUCUGACAAAUUUUGUGAUUUUACGCCUGACUGUUCAAAUAGCCAGGAUGAAGCCAAGUGCCCUGCUGUAUGUGACUUUGAAAGAGAGAGCUGUGGCUGGAUUGAAACUGUAAAUACAGAUGAAUUUGAUUGGGUGAGAAGUUCCAGUAGUGCUCUUCCACCUGUGUUUCAGAAGCAAGCUCCUCCACGGGAUCACACCUACAACAAACCUGAAGGUCAUUUUAUGUUCAUUAUGAAGAACAGCACCAGCAUUUCACAAAUAGCUCGGCUACGAAGCCCAAAGUUCAGGCAAACUGGAGCAAAUUGCACACUGUCCUUUUGGUAUUACAACUAUGGACAGUCAGUUGGGGCAGCAGAGCUGCAAUUGCUUGUAGAUGGGCUGAAACAGCCUACUGUCCUUUGGAGGACAUAUUACAACGAGGGAAAUCAGUGGUUGAAGGCAGUCAUACAGCUUGGACGCCUUCCACAUGCUUUCCAAUUUUCACUUGAUAAAAUCAGUCUGGGUUUUUAUGACGGUGUCUCAGCAAUUGAUGAUAUCGGAUUUGAAAACUGUGCUCUCUCACCUCCAGCAUUAAGUUGUGAAGGUCCAAAUCACUUCUGGUGCAGAGACACAAAAGCAUGCAUUGACAGUUUGUUGGUCUGUGAUCUUGUGGAUGACUGUGGGGAUGGAUCAGAUGAAGACAACUGUAACCCUGACCUACAGUGUAACUUUGAAAAUGGGCUGUGCAAUUGGGAGCAGAGUGUAAAGGAUGACUUUGACUGGAUCAGAAUACAAGGUCCAACCCCCACGGUUAAUACAGGCCCUUUAAAGGAUCACACGACAGGCACAGUCAGGGGACACUACAUUUACAUGGAAUCCUCUGGGCCACGCCAAUUCCAAGAUAAAGCAAUUUUGCUUAGUCCUCUCUUCAGCCCUUCUGACAAUGGAACCUGUGUUUUCCGCUUUCAUUAUCACAUGUUUGGAAAACAAGUUUACAAGCUGUCAGUCUUCCAAAGAACUGUGAGUAAUGCUAGGGGAUGGCCAUUGUGGUACAAGUUUGGAAAUCAAGAAAACAGAUGGAUCAGACAAACACUCCGCAUCAGCAGUUCUAAACCAUUUCAGAUCUUGAUGGAAGGUACUGUAGGCGAUGGUUUCACUGGAGACAUUGGACUUGAUGACAUGUCUUUUCUAGGCUGUACUCUUUACAAUGGAAACUUGCCCACUAUCUCUACAACUACUUCAGGAACUUCAGUUCCUGCCACACUCCCUAUGAACAACUGCACAGAGAAGGAGUUUGUCUGUAGAGCCUCUGGUCGCUGCAUCCACAUGACCCAGAAGUGUGAUUUCAGACCUGACUGCUCUGAUCAGUCUGAUGAAUCAGAUUGUGUUAUGGAAGUCUGUGACUUUGAAGAUAAAAACCUCUGUGGAUGGCAUCAACCAGCCUCUGAACAGAUGUCAGGAAGUUAUUUCAUACGUACCACAAACAUAUUCAAGUGGAAACUUGGAAGAGGGGCAAAUCUCUACCCUGAGCAAGAGCAACACAGCCCAUUAACCGAUCAUACUACGGGUACUGAAGAAGGAUGGUAUCUGUUUGCAGACAGCUCAAAUGGAGAAUUUGGUCACACAACUGACUUUGCUACCCCGGUCAUCUCCUUUACGGGCCCCAGAUGCAAAGUUAUAUUCUGGAACUACAUGAAUGGUUCAACAAUAGGUUCUCUGGAGGUACUCUGUAAAACCAGUAACAGGACUUCUAAAUUGUGGACUCAAAGUGGCAGCCAAGGUCCCCAGUGGAACAGAGCAGAAGUGUUCUUGGGAAUUCGAUCAAAUUUUCAGGUUAUUUUCAGGGCAAAACGUGGUAUCAGUUACAUGGGAGACGUGACAGUGGAUGAUAUUACCUUUGAAGAUUGUUCCCCUUUGCUCAUCUCAAGCAAACCAUGCACAUCAGAGGAAUUCACAUGUGCCAACAAGUACUGCAUCCCAAAGAAUAAUCUGUGUGAUUUUGUAAACGACUGUGCAGACAACUCGGAUGAAAGCCCUACUAUUUGCAGUACAUCUAUUGGGCAUUGCAAUUUUGAGUUUGAUCUUUGUGGGUGGAAGCAAGAUGAAAAUGAUGAUUUUGACUGGAACCUGAGAACUAGCAGUACAUCAAAAUUGGGCACUGGACCAGCUACUGAUCAUACACUGCAAGAGCCAUCUGGUCAUUAUAUUUUUAUAAAGAGUUCAUUUUUUCAGCUCCCAGGACAGAAAGCUAGGAUUUCCAGUCCUGUCCUAAGCAGAAGGAAUAAAAACUGCAAGAUAAUUUUCUAUUACCAUAUGUACGGAGCUCACAUUGGAUCAUUGAUUGUCUACCAAAGAACUACAUUAAAACAUGAAAGAAUUCUUCUCAAUCUUACUGGAAACCAGGGAAAUUUCUGGCAGCGCAAGGCACUGACACUGGCUGGAAAUGGAAACGAAGAUUUUCAAGUUAUCUUUGAAGGGAUAGCUGGAAAUGGUCCCAAAGAUGGCAUAGCACUCGAUGACCUUACAUUUUCCAAGGAGUGCUUACCAUUGCAGGAGUUUUUACCAGCAGAACCCACAAAGCUGCCUCCAACAGGCUCCUGCUCACACGGCCAUUGGCAGUGCCAGAACGGCAACUGUUACAGACCAGAACAAAGCUGUGAUUUUGAGGACAACUGUGGGGAUAAUACAGAUGAGAGUGAAUGUGGAACUUCCUGCACCUUUGAGAACGGCAGAUGUGGCUGGAAAAAUUCUCUGGCUGACAAUUUUAACUGGGUGCUAGGGAUCAGCUCGCCUCAAAGUCUUAGACCUUCUGGGGACCACACCUUUGGAAAUAGAACUGGACACUUCCUGUACCUUGAGGCUACUGCAGUAGGCCUAAUAAAUGAAAAAGCCCAUGUGAAGAGUUCCAUAUGGAAAGAAUCAAGUAGGACUUGUGUGAUGAGCUUCUGGUACUUCAAGUCAUCAAAAGCCAUGGGACAUAUUCAGGUUCUGAUUAAGACUGAUGAUGGGAUUGUGAAAAUAUGGAGUGAAUCAGGAAAUCAUGGUUAUGAGUGGAACAAAGCUGAGUUACACUUGGGGAAGCUGAGGAAUUUUGAAGUUAUCUUUGAAGGCAUUCGUACCAGAGACUUAGGAGGAGGAGCAGCAAUAGAUGACAUAGAGUUCAACAAUUGCACCACAGUUGGAGAGAAUCCCAGGGAAUGCCCUGCCUUCACUGAUUUUGUGUGUGGGAAUGAGAAUUGCAUAGAGUCUCAGUUCGUCUGUGACUAUAAACCAGACUGUGAAGACUCAUCUGAUGAAGCUGACUGCAGUUACUACACAAAUAUUCCUGGAAGCUGUAACUUUGAAACACAAGACCAAGAAUGGACAAGUGUAUGUGGAUUAACACAAGACCCUAAUGAUGAUUUUGACUGGAAUAUUAGCAACAGUGCUGUCAUGGGACAAAUGGGUCCUCAUACUGACCACACACCAGGUAAAGGACAGAGGUUUUUGUAUGUAAACUCAUCUGCCCAGAAGGAAGGAAACAGAGCAAGGAUAACUACCACCAAAUUCUUCCCAGCUAGUCUUGGAGUCUGUAGGGUUCGGUUCUGGUUCUGGAUGUUUGCUUCUAGGCAAACAGGAGUCUUAAAGGUGUAUACAGUUGAAGAACAUGGAAUGGAUAUUCUUAUGUGGUCUUCUAGUAGAAACGAAGAAAACAAAUGGAUGUAUGCAAGUGUAGUCCUCUCCAGUAACAGCCCUUUCAAAGUUGCCUUUGAAGCUGAAGUGGGGUGGAGUGAACCCACAGAAUUUGCUCUAGAUGAUAUUUCUUUCACCCCAGAAUGCAUUGAUGGAGGAUCAGCUGAUCCACACCCUCCAACUUGCAGCAGUGACAAGUUCACAUGCGCGUAUGUGCAGCAGUGUUUGUCCCUCGCUGCGAGAUGCAACGGGGUUGAAGAUUGUAUGGAUGGAAGUGAUGAAAUGAAUUGUCCCAUGGAGAGACCUACCACCGUGACUGCAGGCUCCUGCAAGGAAACAGAGUUCCUAUGUGCCUCCACUGGCUGUAUCCCAUCCCUUCUGAAAUGCGAUGGUGUGUCUGACUGCCGCCUUAACGAAGAUGAAAUUGGCUGCCCCAUUAAAGAUUGUUUCAAUGGUUCUUUGUUGUGUGCAUCAACUAAUCAAUGCAUAGCAGUCUCCCAGCGUUGUGAUGGAAUUGCAGACUGCAUUGAUUUCAGCCUUGAUGAGUCCAGCUGUUCAGUUUGUCCUGAAGAAUACUGCAAAAAUGGAGGAAGAUGCAUCAUCAAAGGUGACAUUCCAUUAUGCCAAUGUGGAAAAGAAUGGGAAGGAAACCGUUGCCACAUAAGUGCUAAGCCUCUUCAGCCUCCAACUCUCCUACAAAAUGAUAUUUGGAUUGGGUUUGGUAUUGGUUUCUUCUUGAUUAAAAUUACAGCUGCUGCCUUGUAUUUUCUUUCGAAGAAGAAAGUGCCAGAAACGAAAGUACAGGAAACUGUAAAUGUGUCAUUUGCCAAUCCAUUGUACAGAGACCUUAGUUCAUCUGAGAAAGUAAAGUCUUCUGGGUAUGCGGCCUCACCUGCUGUUCAAAUCAGUGUUUCACCAUGGCACGAGUAUCUGUUUAAUGAAGAUGUGAAUGCUACUUCUUUUCCAAAUCCUCUCUAUGGUGUAGCAUCAGAAGACAUGGAGAAAUUAUGUAGUUCCUUGAAAACAUAAACAUACACCAGGAUCAAUAUUGAUUGUAACUCUUUGCCUGAAGAUUUUUUCUAAAAUUUGAAAGUAUGUCAUGAUACUGAAGUGUUUGCAAUAUGAAUGAAUAACCCUUCAUAGAAUAACUCUUUUAUUAAAACAAUUAUGUUCAGAAAAUAACUUUAUAUUAAAAAUGGAAUCCAUACAUAAGUAAAACAUAAUUAUAUAUAGUCUUCUGUCAUUUCUGUUGGUGGAGAAAGAGAUUGAUAAUUAUAACUGUGAAUUCAUUUUACAUUUGUGCAUUUUAAAUUCCAGUAUGUUAAUAAAAUGUUUAAGCAAAUCAAGAUUCUUGAGGUUUGGGAAUCAUAAUUUUAUGUCUGGUAUUUGAGGAAGGAUGACUUAAAUAUUUCUGUAAUUUUACAUUAGAAAGGGAUUUUAACUGACUCUUUUAAUGUUCCAAGAAGUAGAAGCAAAAGAAAAGUCUUUGUAUAAUUAGAAACAUAUCAAGCUAAAUCACCAGUGGUCAUGAAUCAUAGAUUUGCAUAUCAGCUCAUCAUGUAAUUCAUUAGUGUGACAUACUAGUACAUAAAUUUAUUUAAAAAAAUGUGUGUUUAUUAUUAACCUUGAUAACUAUAUCUGACCAAAUUUCCCUCUGGUCAGCUCUGCAGUUCUGCAGUUCUUACCACAGUGCUACUGAUAAAUUUAGCUUAGUGGUUGACAGAGGGUGGAAACUAGCAUGUUUAGGAAACCAUAUUUCUGCUGAAUAGGUUGGCCUCCCACACAGCUGAAACUUAUGUCGGCCCGUGCCUACAUGAGAAAGAUAUUGGGAAGGAAUUCUGGAUUGCCUUGUGAUUUUGAUUGCCAUCCUCCGUGGUACCAGGCGUAUCUUGUAACAUGUUUACACUUUAAAUAACCUGACAAUUUGUCAUCUUCUAUAAUGCCCACUUGCAUUAUAAGAUCAUCAUUUUUAGCUUGAAGGCUUAAGUGUUCCUGCUGUGCUUGUGUUUUCUUCCCAUACUGUAUUUCUACAGUGUGCAUAAUUUUAAACCCACUGGCAUGUUUUGAAGUUACUAAACUCCUACAAAUUUCAUAAAAACAGACAUCUGCACAGUAGAUGGUAUCUCUUCAUUCAGGGAAAGCUGAAUUUCUUGACAUUUAUUAACCUUUUGAGACUCCAGAUAGAAAAGCACAUUAAAGUCUGGCUUCAUUCCAUCAUGCACAGGACUUACUGGUUUUGUUUGGGGUUUGUUUUGGUUUUCUUUCACUUUUUCUUCAUAGCAUAACCAUAGUCUAUAUCUUUCGAUAUAUCUAUAUAUCUUUGUACUUUGGGCCACAAAACUACUUUUAACUUAUUCUUUAUAGUCUGAUUGACAUGUUGUUUCACUGGUAGCUGAAGCAACAAAGCAUGAUGUUUGCCCAUCUCAUACCUUUCUAGCAUUAUGCUCAUAAAUUCAUCUCUGCUGCAUUGUAAAACCUUCUGUUUCACUUUCCUCUAUCUUCUGUAAUCCACUGUAGUAUCCUCAAUUCUUGCCCAAACUCCACAGUCCACUCAAAAACUUUGUCUCUUGAGCUUGUUUCCUUAAUAUGUUCUAACUACAAACUGAAAAAGAAGCAUCGAUCUAUAUAUAGGCCUAUAUAUACUAUAGGCCCAGAGCUACCUGUGUGCUGAUCAGCUGCUGCACAUGUGGCUGCUUGACUGGUUGGCAGCACAGGUAACAAACUCUCACUGCAACUGCUCCUUCUCUGUGUCCUGAAUUUGUGUGGCUGUCCCCUGCCCCACUGCUGCUUUAAUGAAGCCACUCAGAGCUUCACGUCUUUUCUACACCCACCUGUCCUAAUGCCAAGUUUAGUUGAAAGUUACCAAGUGUUAUUCAUUAAGGUUUUAAAUAAGGAGCUGUGACAAGAGCUGUUUGCUUUCUUUCUCACAUGCUGUUUUCUUUCUGAAACAGAAACACAGAAUUUUCUUAUUGUACUUGUACCAAUUAAGACACAGAGAAUACACUUGAUCCAGCAAAGUGCCAAGCGCCUCCAGCUCCUGAACUCUAGAAUUUUGAUAAAUCUCUGGGAGAUGAUUGAUCUCCAUGUUAUAAACAGGCUUUGAACAUUCCUACAAGGUCAAGCCUAUGUACUCAAAUUGUCAUUUAUUCUGCAACAGACUAGCACUGCUUGCAGAAUUUCAUUAAACACUAAAAUGCUGGUUAUGCUAUAGUUCUUAAAUCUUCAUUCAUUGUGUCACACUAUUUAUAUCUGUAAAAAAAAACAACAAUGCAAAGGAUAAGCUCAAUAAUGGUAGAACUUUAUCACAUUCUCCCUUAUGAAACAAAACAUAUUUACUUUACUAGUAACAGUACUGAUAUUUUAAUGUCCCAAAUAAAAGCAUAUGAUUAUAAAGAAUUAUUGUAAAAGAACUCAAAUAACAUCGUAUUACUCAUCAGUAAUUAUCUCCUAAGAGAGAACUCUGACUCUUCUGCAUUGUAGCUGAAGCAAGGUAGGCUUUUCAUCAAGAUAAUUUUCCAUUUUUAUAACUGACAGAAUGUUUAUAAAGAAAGCAUUAAAAUUCAGACUUUUAAACUUCCUGAACUUCAAUGUUUUUUUAUUCUUCUUAUUUCAUCAAGAACAAAAGAUCAAAUUACAUUCACUCUAUAGUUAUUGUCUCAUCAGCUAACAGCCCCAGACUGAAAUGUUUAAGACAAAAAAAAUAAUUUUUAUUUAAUUUUCUGAAACUUUUUAGUACUUUGAACCAAAUUCAUAGAAUUCAUAUUUUCAGUUAUCCUUGCCAAAAUUUCAAUUUCAAAAUCUAAAGAACAAAUAUACAUGAAAUAUACAGAAUAUUAAUAUAUGGGAAAAAAAUAUUGUUAAAACUUUCUACAUACGUUUCUUACUUCUCCCAAUUAAUAAUAGCCCUUGACUAAAUAUCUUCUGUAAGCUUAUGCUGCUAUUGUAAUAAAUUCUAAGUAAUAAAAAUAAAUUGUUUCUAAGUGACCUGUUUUUUUGGGAAUAAAUUAGAAGAUGGAUACUGUAUACAGAUGAUAAAUACUGUACUUGGACUAGUUCAAAUAUGUUUUUACAUUAAUGAUCCAAGGUAACAGCAGAAAUAAAUUACAAUAAACUUUUAACAGAACCUAAUACCACCUUCAGUGUGGUCAUUAUGCUCUUCUCAGAGCUGUUUUGCUCCCAAAGUCUCACAGUCAUAAAGAAUAGAAGCAACCAACAAGUCUCUUGGUUUCAGCUAAUCUUCAUUUCAACACAAGACAUAUUUAUGGCACAUCUCAACAAUGGUUUCACACACAGAUCCUGUCUUAGAAAGAGUCACUGUAUUUGCAGCUUGUUUCAAUACUUGCCUUGACAUCUGCUGCUGAUACUACUCCACAGAUUUGGAAGAGGUGUUCAAAGGGAGCAAGAUCUUAUCUUCUGUAUACAAAACUUUAAGUACAUCGUGUGGCUGUGUACCAUCCCCUUGGCAAUACUGAGGGGCUCAGGCCUUGCUCAGAGCUCCCCUCUGGGCUCAGUGGUUGCACUGUUGCCUCUAUACCAAUGUUUCAUACUGUUACUCCAGGUCUCCUAUUUUCCUGCAUCUGCUGGUCAUUACAAUGGAGAUGCCCAUGGAUUUAGUCCAGAUGUUCACUGAUGAGACUUUCAUUCUUUUCCUAUUCCAACAGCAACAGCCUGAUGAAUAUGAAAAUCAUAAAAUUGAUCAACCAUAUGAUCUAAUCUUGAAGUUAUUCUGUUUUUGAGCUAGUGGAUGGGUUAGGUGGCAUCCAGAAGUUCUUUUCGGCCUAAACAUUCUUGUAGUUCUUUGAUUCCAUGGUGGCACCCAGUUCCUCCUUGACAUCAUUGUCCUCACUAAGUUCUGUCUCCAGCUUGUGCCAUAUCUGCUGAGAGAAUUCUAAGCCAAAGGUAACCUCAAUUGCCCCUUACAGUUCCUUCAUUAUUUGCUCAGCUGUGGCUGAGGCCUCAGGCACAACUUUUGACUUUUUCAUUACCUGUUUCAGUAUCUGACACAGCUGGAGAUAGGUUCUUGGAUUACUUAGAGCUUUGAUCUGCUGCAUCUUAAUCAGACACACUGCCCUACAUAAACACCGGAACCACCUAAAAAAUGCCCAUUUUUUGUAUCCAUCAAGUUGGCAGCAGUUAAAUUAAUCUUGUCCUCAGGUAGAUGCCCACCCUAGAAUGCACUAAACGGAAUUCUAGCAGCUCCUAAUUCUUUCUGUUGACUGUAAUGACAGUCUAGACAUUAUGUCUGCAACAGAAAUGUCUAGAUUUAAUAAUCCAAUUCCCAUUCCUAUUGUUUUAAUUAACUCCAAAUUUCAUUAAUGUAUGUAUGUGAUAUGAAGAUUCUCAUUGGAUAAGUGUACAUACAAAUGCUCUCUUAUACACAGCCAAUUUCCAGACCUCUCUAUGAAUUAGAUAGAAAGAGCUUAAUAUAUACAUAUAACUUGAAGUAAUGCAUCUGUCAAAAACUGGCAUCUUCCAUCUUUCAUUUCACUUUGUUCGUGGGAAGACAGGGAGAAAGCAGGGAGAGAAUUCAGAUAUAAGUUAACAGAAAUGGAAGUUCAUAAGCACCUAAGUAGAAAAAUCUAUUGUGGGCUGCAUUGGUCUACAUAGAUUACAACGUGUGAGAACUCAGGCACCUGACAUGGAACAGUAUUCUCUGCUAAGUACUUAAAGACAGUCAUUUAUUUUCCAAGGUACCAGUCUGUUACUAAGACUUGUGAAUAGGAAAUUAUUCUCCACUGUGUGAGGUUGAAGAAGUACAAAGUACAACAAAGGAGGGAAACACAAUACUAAGAACACACAUAGCAACAACAUUCUGAACUGUUGCUAGACUGUUACCACUUCAUUGACUGUAGCUUUUAUAUUGUAGUGUAUUUGAAAGCAGGUAUGCAGCUGACCAGAAGGGUGGCCUGAAUGUGCAUGUUCCUGCAGCAGCCAUCCACAGAUCUUCAAAAAUGUCAGGGAAGCUAAUAUUCAUAUCUGGAUUUUAAUUCACCAUCUGUAGCUAUAAUCAUUCUUAGGGAUACAUUUCAUGCUCAAAUAAAAAAAGGACUUGAAAAAAAAAGGUGCAUUUUUCUACAGAAUAUCUAGUAUGUAACAACUAAGAUAUGGUAAACUUUAGCAUAUUAGUCUUGGUAGGUUUGCAUUUCACUUGUAUUAUGAUACUCAAGGUGAAUCUCAAAGGGAGACAGGAGGAACAGAUCAGAACAUAACCGAAGACAUACCAGAAAUUUACAGCAUAUUUACUGUUCUAUAAUAAGCCACAAUUUUGCCUUUAUCUUAAUAGGGCCAAAAAGCAACAUAGUGAUCAGCCUAGAAGAGAACACUAACAUAAAACUUGACUUGAGUUUCAGGUGGUGAAAAUGGGGUGUAGUAGCUAAUCUAAAGUAGCUUGUGAUGUGAAAAUUAGUUUCUUGCAGUCCACUGGCCCCUCAUGGACCACAAGUUAAAAUAUGUCUCCCAGCGUUGGUUCCAACUUCAAAAAGGAAUUUUCCAUUCC